CAAUCUUGUUCUGUUACAUCAGAAUCCUUCAAAAUGAAAAUAUUGUAAAUAUAUAUAAGAGAAAAGAAGAUCUGGGCACACGAUGUCAAGCACAUCACCGAGAAUAUCGGAUUUCACUUGUUACUUUGAAUCGAUGCUUUCGGCACAAUCGAAUACUUGCCAAUUAUGAACGCGGAAUACGAUGAGGAUCUAUCGGAGAAUCAAUUUCUGCAGGAACUCAGGAAUGAGUAUGAAGCUACGCUUGAGCGAGCCAUCCACGAGAGCUGGAUCAUCUGCAUUCCACGCAGUAGAAGCUUUGUCAAUCGCAAAUUCGAGGAAGAUGAAGUUAAUGCUCACAUUUUGAUACCCAGACAGGAUCUCUCCGUCGGUCGAUUUGACAGUCUGAGCGGCAGAGAGAUCCGUCUCUUGGAUAAAGUCCUGACUAUCAAGUACGACGAUGCUGAACAAUAUUCUUCGCGUUUACUUUUUGAGGAAAUUUUCUAUAGCAAGGAUCUGCGUAAAUAUUGCAUAUGGUGCAUAGAACGACCUUUGGAAGCUAGUAUGUAUGUGUCAAACAACAGUGUAAACGUAAUUACAAAUCUCCAGGAAGCCAUGAAUUUUCUCCAAGCAGAACUACUCGACAAACAGCUCCGUGAUGACUUUGAGGCCAAAAUCAAAGAUUUCUUAUGCAUUAACAAGAACCUGGAAGGCAAAUCGAUGGAAGUACAGAGAGAUGUAGUGCACGAAUUGUAUGCAGAUUGUAUGGCAACAUUAUUGAAAAAUACUACAUUGAGAGAGAAGAUUUCGGAUGACAAGCAUUAUCACUGGAACAUCAGAGUGUCGUUAGAGACAUAUAUUCUAUAUGCAUUGAGAAACGUGCUGCUGAGAUCAUUGUCCGCUUGUACCAUCGUAGAAGACGCCUGCUUAAAUAAGAUCAUCAGAAAUCUAGACGAGAUCCAACUGAGUGAUCUCAGAGUACGGUCGGAUUUACAAUCUCGCGUUCAUGGUGGAAAAAUAGAACUGUCGCGAUUGGACUGCCUCGUGACUGUGUUGGGUAAGAUCGAGUGUCUUAGAAGAACAGUAAAUUACGUGUCGCGCGGCACGUCGUCCGUCUCGUCGGACGAUCUUUUACCGGUGCUUGUAUUUCUCAUCAUCAAAGCUGGUCUACCGAACUGGACGGCGCAGUUAUACUUCAUGAGACACUUCCGUCUUUCUAUGAAUUCCGCUCACGAGACGGACGAAGCCGGUUUUCUGAUAACGUCACUGGAAGCUGCGAUAGAGCACAUCAAAUCCGAAACGAUCUGCAACGGUGACAAAUGUGCGAAUAAUUCAGACAUGUACGGUCAAUUGAUAAGUCAAUCGGAACGCUCGUCCAUUAAUUAUCUGUUUGCAUGUAUCAAGAACGGCAAUCUGUCCGAGGUUGAAAGGAUAUUGGCCUUCAACGGGACCAGCCAGGCCGACGACGUCGCGCUCUGCCAUCCUUUAUGCACCUGUGCGUCCUGCGAGCGAAACUGGGUGAAGCAUCGAGAUCUGAACGUAUAUUCCAAGGACGACAAGGGUUUGACGCCGCUGCACGUCGCGGUGCAGUACGAUCAGAUAGUGAUCGUGGACUUCCUUCUCGACCGCGAGAUGGAUAUAAACGCCGCCGACUCGGAUGGCCUGACGGCCCUUCAUCACGCGUGCAUCAAGGGCCAUCAGAACAUUCUACUGCUGUUGCUGCAUGCAAACGCGAAUCCUACGGUGACGGACUCGCGAGGCAACACGCCGCUGCACCUGACCGUGGACCGCGGUCACGAGAGCUGCGUGAAGGCGCUGCUGUACCUGUCGGAACACAUUAAGGUGCCGGUCAAUGCGAACGCCGCGAACGACAACGGCGAUGCGCCGCUGCAUCUUGCUGCCCGUUGGGGCUAUUGCGCGAUCGUUCGCAUUCUCUUGGAAUACGGCGCGAACUGCGGGCUGAGCAAUAAGAAAGGCCAGACGCCGCUGACGGUGACAUACAGCGAGAACAUCGCCGAGCUACUCAGAUGCGACACAAUGACGGGCGGUAUCUCGCCGCAGCAUACCCUUGUGAAAUCUCGUCGGUCCUUUCACCAACGUCACUGGACCGCAUCUGACAGCAAAGAUUCGUCGCAUUCUAAGAGCUACGCCAGCGCGAUGCAGCACCGCAUGAUGGACAAACUGCUCGCCGCUAUAGUCGACGGUGACAUAUGCCUGGCGUGUUAUUACUUGGGGCUGGAAGUCUAUCGCGAACGGCCGCCAGGUGUUCGCGCAAGCCUGUGUCAUCAUCCACUGUGCGACUGCGAGCGUUGUUCGGCGAUCGGCGAGUGCAAGCUAGAGCGCAAGGGCCGGCAGCGCGUGCUCACGAUCAACGCCUGCAACGACCUCGGCGAGACGGCGUUGCACGUGGCGAGCACGACCGGUCGCACGAAGAUGGUGCAGCUGUUGCUGGACGCCGGCGCGAAUGUGAACGUAGCGACCAAACCGGAUGAUCGCACCCCGCUGCAUCUGGCCUGCUUCAACGAUCGCAUCGACGCGGCAAGACUGUUGCUCAACUGUGCGACCUGCGACGUCGACGCGAAAGAUCACAACGGCGACACGCCGUUGCAUCUGGCGACCGUUGCCGGCAACGAGAAGCUCGUCGCCCUGUUGAUUAGAUACGGCGCCAACACCAACGCCCGCAAUUUGCAGAACAAGACUCCGCUGACGCAAGUGGAGGAAAAGCUUACCGUCGCCUUCCGCGCAAAUUAUGCCAACAUACUGAAGAUCCUGAAACAAAAUUCCGCGCAGUCAGCUGGCGAUUAAUUGAUAUACAAGCCGUUCGGCUUAUACGUUAAUUAAUUUUUCUCUACUUACCUCAUAGAUUGUGUCUUGCUCUUGAAGUAACUUAACGUAUUUCUCCAAGUGAUAUUCUAUUUCAUAUUCCAUGCAAUUGAUGGAGAAGAAAUGUAUAUUUUUUUUUUACUACUUGUACCAGUAUACUGAAGAUUCCAAAGCAAUACUCUGCACAAACGGAAAGCAAUUAAUUUCUAUUCUAGGAUUAAGAAGUUAUUUAUUUUUUUUCGUACCAUGUAUUUUUUUAUAUAUGGUAGCUUGCAUGAAUUGUCAGGAAAAAUAUAUAUAAAGAUAUAUAAUAUAAUUCUAACAUAAUUUCGUCCAUUGUGAUUUAGUUCUGUCUAAAGAUUGAGUAAUGAAUCAAAUUACAAUUUUAAAACUAGAUUUCAUGUAAAAUGUCUCAAAAUAUGUCUCAAAGCUCUCUCUUAUGAGAUUGUUUUUUUUUUAAGAAUUGCUCGUACAAUUUCUAUACGUAAUACAAAUUGUAUAUGUAAUAUCGUAUAAUGAAUGAGCAAUAUUAGUGUGAUAACAAUAUUAUUAAUUAAGAGAUGAAUGAGUGCAAUUGUAUAAUUAGUCAGAUUAGUUUUAUAUAUUUUAUAUAUAAUUGAGAGAAUUGUAGAAAAAUAUAUAUAUUUAAAGCAGUGACAUUCAUAACUUAUUCGUUUUGUAUGAAACAAAAUA
Messenger RNA from Linepithema humile (Argentine ant), 3492 nucleotides. RefSeq names its product ankyrin repeat domain-containing protein 27-like. Gene Ontology annotation, cellular component: tubular endosome; neuron projection; late endosome. Gene Ontology annotation, biological process: neuron projection morphogenesis; early endosome to late endosome transport. Gene Ontology annotation, molecular function: SNARE binding; guanyl-nucleotide exchange factor activity. The record is from RefSeq and is a predicted model, not a curated record. Lineage: Eukaryota; Metazoa; Arthropoda; Insecta; Hymenoptera; Formicidae.